AAAACAACAUAGGUUAACUAUUUCCUAAAGGCUGUAGGAAACGUUCAUAUCCGUACUCACGGGUUACAGGAACAAAUUUCCUGGUAGAUAUUGUUGGUUUGGCUGUGUCACUUUCACUGACUUGCCAGUCACUGACGACAGUGACUGUCACUCAGGUCAUCUCAUUCUCAUCUCUCGGACGACUAUGGUACCAUAACAUAAAGAAUACUGGCUUAAGAAAUAGGUCUACUGCUUGAACGUACAUACAACUGUCCCAUUAGAUGACAAAUGAAUACCAUUAUACGCUAUUUACAUUUUGCAAACAGCACACAAAGACUUUUACGUUUAUGUUAUAAUUGCGAGAAGCUGUCAACAUGUAAAUUUUUAAAAAGAUAUUUUAAUUCAUCAAGAUUACUACAAUAUGCCACUCUUGGAAAGAAACAAAAACUACACGUAAAUAUUCGGUAUAAUGAAGAAUAUGUAGAUGUUCGUGAACAGUUAGGGGAAGAGGAUGAAACUGUACUUGGGCUCUAUUCUGGAUUAAAAAAUCAUGACAGAGCGAGUUUAGCAAGGGCUAUAACUCUAGUUGAAUCAGGGCACAAGAAAAAGAAAAAGCAAGCACAGUUAUUAUUAAUGAAAAUAUUACAUGAUAACAUGGGAGAAGUGGCUCAUUCCUUAUCUAAUCAACAGACUUUUAGAAUAGGUUUAUCAGGUCCACCAGGGGCAGGCAAGAGUACUUUUAUAGAAGCUUUUGGUAAAUAUUUAACAGGUCAUGGUCAUAAAGUAGCAGUAUUAGCUGUAGAUCCUUCUUCAUCAACUACAGGCGGUUCUCUUUUGGGUGAUAAAACUCGUAUGCCAGAGUUAUCCUGUGAUUCUAAUGCCUACAUACGACCGUCACCAACAGGUGGAACAUUAGGUGGUGUUACCAGGACAACCAAUGAAGCUGUGGUUUUAAGUGAAGGGGCAGGGUUUGAUAUAGUUAUAAUAGAAACAGUCGGAGUAGGCCAAUCAGAGUUUUCUGUAGCUGAUAUGGUAGAUAUUUUCUGUUUACUCAUUCCACCAGCAGGGGGCGACGAGUUACAAGGUAUAAAGAAAGGUAUUGUUGAAGUAGCAGAUAUGGUGAUAGUUAAUAAAAGUGAUGGUGAUUUAAUUCCUGCAGCUCGUAGAAUACAAGCAGAAUAUAUCAGUGCUUUAAAAUUUAUGAGGACACGAUCAAAAGUAUGGAAACCAAAGGUUACCCGAAUUUCUUCUUUUACGAAAGAUGGAAUACCAGAAUUAUGGGAUACUUUGUGCGAUUAUCGUAAAUUAAUGAAUGAAUCCGGUGAAUUUAUAAACAGAAGAGAGAAACAAUUAAAAGUGUGGAUGUGGAAUCAUAUUAAAGAUCACAUCAUGGAUGUAUUCUGUGAAGAUCAGGAUGUAGAAAAUAAACUGCCCUCAUUAGAAACUCUAGUAAUUAAAGGUGCAAUUACUCCUGGUUUAGCAGCUGAUUUGUUAUUGAAAGAAUUUAUGAAAAAAUCUUUUAAAUCCUGAUUAAAUUAUAUGCCAAGAUAUAUGUGUGUUUUAAUGACCCAAAAAAAUAAAUCAUUUAGACAUUCUCA
This is a messenger RNA of Patella vulgata (common limpet), 1577 nucleotides long. RefSeq names its product methylmalonic aciduria type A protein, mitochondrial. Gene Ontology annotation, cellular component: cytoplasm. Lineage: Eukaryota; Metazoa; Mollusca; Gastropoda; Patellidae. Gene Ontology annotation, molecular function: GTP binding; GTPase activity. The record is from RefSeq and is a predicted model, not a curated record. Bases 268 to 1509 code for a protein of 413 amino acids. The transcript has 7 exons.